Molecule: messenger RNA, 1250 nt
Organism: Oncorhynchus masou masou (cherry salmon)
Lineage: Eukaryota; Metazoa; Chordata; Actinopteri; Salmoniformes; Salmonidae
Product: mitochondrial uncoupling protein 2-like
Exons: 7
Coding region: 171-1100 (309 amino acids)
Biological process (GO): adaptive thermogenesis; response to cold; mitochondrial transmembrane transport
Molecular function (GO): oxidative phosphorylation uncoupler activity
Source: RefSeq, a predicted model, not a curated record
CUCUCUGUGGCAAGUCAGUAAAAAAUUGAAUAAAUAUGAUGCACAACUCCUUGUUUCAGGGUUAGGGCUGGCUCCCUGGGACUGUAGUUUGGGCUCUCACGUCCUGCAGUAAACCAAUAGCUAGUCAAACGGAAAUUAAUCCACUGGAUUAAUAACAAUUACCAGGGACCAUGGUGGGAAUGAAGCCCUCCGAUACACCCCCUACCCUGGGGGUGAAGCUGCUGAGUGCUGGCUCAGCGGCCUGCAUCGCUGACCUGGUCACCUUUCCCCUGGAUACAGCCAAAGUCAGACUCCAGAUUCAGGGAGAGAAGGUGGCGUCGGAAGCUACCAAGGGCAUCCGCUACAGGGGGGUGUUUGGGACAAUCAGUACCAUGAUCCGGACGGAGGGGCCCAGGUCGCUGUAUAACGGUCUGGUGGCGGGCUUACAGAGACAGAUGUGCUUUGCCUCCAUCAGGAUCGGCUUCUAUGACAACGUCAAAAACUUCUACUCUGGCGGCGCAGACACUGCAAAUAUUGGUAUCCGUAUCUUGGCCGGCUGCACCACAGGGGCCAUGGCUGUGUCUUUCGCCCAGCCCACUGACGUGGUGAAGGUCCGCUUCCAGGCCCAGGUCAACCUGACCGGGGUGGCUCGUCGCUACACGGGCACCAUGCAGGCCUACAAACACAUUUUCAACCACGAGGGCAUCCGCGGGCUCUGGAAAGGCUGUCUACCCAACAUCACUAGGAAUGCUCUGGUCAACUGCACAGAGCUUGUGACCUAUGACCUCAUCAAGGAGGCCAUUCUUAGGCACAACCUGUUGUCAGAUAACCUCCCGUGCCAUUUUGCUUCUGCGUUCGGCGCCGGCUUCGUUACCACCUGCAUUGCCUCUCCGGUGGACGUGGUGAAGACACGAUACAUGAACUCUCCGCCGGGCCAGUAUAAGAGUGCCAUCAACUGUGCCUGGACCAUGGCCACCAAAGAGGGACCCACGGCCUUCUACAAAGGAUUUGUGCCCUCAUUUCUAAGGCUGGGCUCGUGGAACGUUGUGAUGUUUGUGUCGUUUGAGCAGCUCAAGAGAGUCAUGAUGUUAGGAAAGCAGAAGAUGGAGGACAAAAGUUAACUUCAUUCCUACGUUCAAAGAGCCCUUUGCAAUGAUGACAAGCGCACAAACCUAGCCAUAUUGAGUUGGACCCACAAUGUAGUGUAGACUACAGGAACACGAUCCAUAACGUUAAGAUUCCUAUCUGUUCGACUGUCAGCAUGUUGUAUG